Messenger RNA from Strongylus vulgaris, 791 nucleotides. The record is from the annotation of a GenBank genome assembly. Lineage: Eukaryota; Metazoa; Nematoda; Chromadorea; Rhabditida; Strongylidae.
AUGGAAGCUGCGAGUGCAGGACAUCUCAACAUUGUAAAACUUCUCAUUCAAUCCGGGGCCAAGGCUGUCUUCGUAAAUAUGAAUAGCGAGUUCAAGGAAUCUCCUUUGACGUUGGCUGCUUAUAAGGGGUACACUGAUGUGAUUGAAUAUCUUUUAUCACUUGACGACUACGACCGCUCCACGAGGGACGAGGAGUUACAUACAGCAUUGAUGGAGGCUGCAAUGGAUGGGCAUUUGGAGGUCGCUCGUGUGCUGAUACAAGCUGGUGCUCCUGUUAACCUCACGAGCGAGUCUUACGAAAGUCCGUUAACGCUUUCCUGUUGUGGAGGUCAUGCUGAAUUGGCUAAACUAUUGAUCGAUGCUGGAGCUAAUAUUGAGGAGACUAAUGACGAAAAUUACACACCAUUAAUGGAGGCAGCUAGGGAAGGUCAUGUGCAUGUGGUGAAGAUACUGCUUGAGAAUGGUGCGCAGGUGAAUGCAACUACUGAUGAGACUAUGGAAACUGCACUUACUGUUGCAGCAUGUGGUGGAUUCACAGAGGUGUUGGAUGUACUAGUAAAGCAUGGAGGUGAUCUUGAGCUAGGAACUAAUACACCGCUUAUGGAAGCUGCCCAAGAAGGGCAUGCUUUGACUGUUAACUACAUAUUGGCUGCUGUAAAGCCUGAAAAUCGUUCUGCCAAAUUUCGUCAACAAAUGAACCAGGCGCUUUCGUUGGCUGCUGAGAAUGGGCAUUUUGAUGUUCUGGAUGUGUUAUACUCUAAUGGAGCGGAUCUGGUGAGCUUUGAUUAACU